GGCGGGGAGCCGGCACCGCCGCCGCAAAAUGAGCCUGCUGUCGGCCAUCGACACGAGCGCCGCCUCGGUGUACCAGCCGACCCAGCUGCUCAACUGGGUCUACCUGUCGCUGCAGGACACGCACCAGGCGAGCGCCUUCGAUGCCUUCCGGCCAGAGCCGCCCGCCGGCGCCGCACCCCCAGAGCUGGCCUUCGGCAAGGGCCGCCCAGAACAGCUGGGCUCGCCCCUGCACUCCAGCUAUCUCAACAGCUUCUUCCAGCUGCAGCGCGGAGAGGCGCUGAGCAGCAGCGUGUACAAGAGUGCCUCACCCUACGGCUCCCUCAACAACAUCGCCGACGGCCUCAGCUCCCUCACCGAGCACUUCUCCGACCUGACCCUCGCCUCCGAGACCCGCAAGCCCAGCAAGCGGCCCCCACCCAACUACCUGUGCCACCUGUGCUUCAACAAAGGGCACUAUAUCAAGGACUGCCCCCAGGCACGCCCCAAAGGCGAGGGUCUGACCCCGUACCAGGGCAAAAAGCGCUGCUUCGGCGAGUACAAGUGUCCCAAGUGCAAGAGAAAAUGGAUGAGCGGCAACUCCUGGGCCAACAUGGGGCAGGAGUGCAUCAAGUGCCACAUUAACGUGUACCCGCACAAGCAGAGACCCCUGGAGAAGCCCGACGGCCUGGAUGUGUCCGACCAGAGCAAGGAGCACCCCCAGCAUCUGUGUGAGAAGUGCAAGGUGUUGGGCUACUACUGCCGGCGCGUGCAGUGACCUGGCCGCCGGCCUUGCCGCCCACCCGCCCGCCCGCCAGAGAAGACGCCCGCCACCCCUGCGUGUCCCCUGCGCGUGUGCGGGGGUGUCCUCGCAGGCUGACCAGUCUAGGGGGGUGGCCUCUUAGAUUCUCGGCUCAUGUAUGUUGACAGUGUUACUGAUGUCGCUGUGUGCCCCCAGAAGGCUGAGUCUCUGAGACUCCCUACAGUGGAUGUGGGUCUGUGUGAAGGGGUCGGGGCGAGCAGAGGUCGGCACACAGGACCUCACAGAGUCCUUAGUGUCCCCCGCAGGCUCUCCUCUGAGACUCCCUUUGGGCUGAGCAGCCUUGUAUUGGCCACGAGUGCACUAAAUUUACUGUGAAUCCUGGAGCCUGCAGGGGACUGUCUCCCUGAGACCAGCCAGGCCGCCUUCUCCCACCCAGAACCUUCCAGUUCGCCCUGUGUGAAAAGCCACUCUUGCAAAGCCCCAGUUUUCCAAGUCAGCACUCAUGGUGAGCUGACACCUGUUCCAGCAGCUGCUGGGGAGUGGGCACUUCUGCCCCCUGCCACUUUGAGCCCUAAAUCUGACCGCCUCUAAUGUCACUGGCAUGGCACCUGGGUGCUGCACCCCACCCCCCACAAGCCCAGGGGUCAGGGACAGGGAGGCGCCGAAUGUUGCAGAGUGUUCCAAGGUGUGACCUGGUGGGUGUCAGGCCACGCCUCCACCGCUCACCCACGCCACAUACUUCCCCUAUUGCUUAGAUUUUGUUUGUCCCGUUCCCUUCCCUCCCUCUUCCCCUCCCACCCUUGCUGGGGGGCCACCCUCGGAUGGAGGUUGUAGAACCCGGCAGUGAAGCCACUCUGGCAGGAAGUACACAGGCCUGGAAGACCCAAGUCCCAGGUUCUAAUACGGGCCCCGCCAGUGAUGCCCUAUGGAGUCUUGGGAAGGAGUCUCAUCUCUCCGUUUCCCCACUCAUCCCGUGAGAGGAUGACAGCAGAGAGGUGUUCUGAGGUCCUGGGGUUCGUCCUGGCUGCACACCGUCUCCUAGAGCAGAGAGCUUUAUUUGGAGAGGGUUUCCAGGCCCUGUAAACCCACUAUCCUGUAUGCCACGGGAGCCAGUCAGUCACUUAAUAAGUCAUGUGGAAGGACCUCGGUCCUUCCCUGUUUGCUCCUGAAACCCCAGCUCUUCCUGUUGUCCCCUACCUUGCAAACAUGAAGAAGUGUCCCCCCCUUACAUAGGCAACCCCAGUACAAGCUACAGAACCUCUCAUUUACAAAGCCGGGUUGAUGAUUCCUACCUCCCCAGGGGACGGGGAGGCUUCUUGGCGCUCACACUGGCCAGGGCCAUGCUGUCCCAGCUAGCGGGAAGGAUCACCUUCCCAGCGAGAAGCCCUAUUUUUAUUGUUAUGUUGCCCUUCCUUUCUCCUGGGGGGUAGCUGGCUUGUCAGAGCUGAGUCACUUGAUUUUUGCCCCAACAUUAUGCCUCUGUGGGGGGGAAAAAAAAAAUCAGACCAUGAAAUGGGCCUGAAAUUCAGUGUUUACCACAGCUCAAGGACACCCAACCUGUGUCCGGUUGCCUUUUGUUCUCAAAUGAAAAUGCUUUGUACAACUGAGGAGUUACAGCGAAGUGUUUAUCAGGGGUCCAGGGAGUGAGACGAAGAGAUGGAGUGAGUGUGUGUGCAGCCAGAGGGCUGCAGGGCAGGUUUGUGGGGGAGGCCAUGCCCUCUGAGCACUUAAGAAGAGAGUAUUUGCUCCAGCCUGAGCCCCAUAGCCGCCUCCUUCCGGCCACAGGGAUAGAGUGCAGGUCCCUGGCCGUGAACAUGCGCAGGGCCCGCCCCUGAGGAGGCCCUCCCGGCUGCUCCCUGCCUGCUCCAUGGUGUCAAGGUGAGCCAGUCACCCUGGCCCAGGGCUCUCCUUCCUAGAGGGGAAGCUGUUACUGUCAGUCAGACUAGUGCCCUGCUAACGAGAACAUUUGUUUCUGUGGACGUUGCGCUGGUCUCUGCUGUGUGGACCGGGCUCAACACUUCCAGGGACCUGGCCCCAUGGGGGGACCUUGGUCUCAGAGUGCCUGGGCUGCAGCUGUGCCCCCACCCUAGAAAGAACCCAGGCUCCAGACCCCUGGAGGCCAGGGCGUUCCACAGGUCAAGAGGGGAAGGGAUAUCACCCCAAACUGACCUUUCCAGUGGGCUUGUCCAGCUGGCAGCCGCUGCACCCCACCAUCUCUACAGAGCCGGCCAGCGGGGGCUGGGCCUUCCCUUGAGGCUGCCCUUCUGCACCACCCCCUCCGGUAGUGUUUGGCUGAAUUGGGGAGCUCUCUCGGCUCAGCGAGAACCACUGCUGUCCAGGCUGGUGCUGUAAGAAUUAAGUGCUCAGAGGGCCUGGGUGCCCAGGAGACAAGAAAGUGUGUGGUUGUAGUACAUUCAAAAGGGACAAUCGCUUGCAGUUAGUAGGUCUAGUGAUCCAGUUGGGAGAUAACCGUGUUUACCCAAUAUGAAGUAUUCAAUAGUUCUACUUGUGAAUUUGUAUUUAUUUUGAGUUAUACUUGACACAGAAUUCCUUUUUUUUUUUUUUAAAGAAAAAAAUACUAUGUGUGUAUUUUGAAACGAAAAUUCAUGGAUGUUAAAAUUUCUGCAUGGUUUCCAAUUUUUCUCACAACACUGAAUUUGUUACCUUCUCCCGAAAACUUCACAGUGAUUUUUGUCUGUAUAUAUUUGAAGGCUUUUUUUAAGAAAAAAAAAGAAAAAGAAAAAUAUGAUUGCUUGAUUUUUGAGGUUAAACAAAAAGAGAGGCAUUUUCAAAACUUCAGAGCUUUCAGGAGGGCAAUAGAAUGUCAAAGGAAGAUUUCUGGAAGUAGUUUUUGCAAACCUUCUGGUUGAGCUGCAAGAAAAUAUUUAUAGUGAGAACUUUUCUCUUUUUCCUGUUUUUUUUUUUUUUUUGGUUUGGUUUUUGUUUGUUUUUUUCUUUUUACUAUGCUUUGGUCUGUAAAAAGUCUGCAACUGAAUUACAUUAAGAAGGAAAUAUUGUCUACAUAGAAUAUUAUAUGAAGUUGGUACAUAAUUCUGAUGAGGAAAAAAAAAAUCUUUGCAAUUCUUUAAGCCAUAUUAUUGUUAUUCUCUGUUGUUUUCCUUGGAUGAAAAUAUCAGUAUUAGGUAACCAGCAUAUUAUUCAAGUGCUUAGACUUAUUCAUGUGUUCCUGUCCUGUAUUUAUACAUAUGUGUAUUUGGGAAAGUAUUACUUUUUGUAAGGGAAGCUAUUAUUAGAUACUUAGUGAAAAAGGGAAUGGUGAACCCUUUGAGCCUCUUCAGCUGAGGAUAGCACAGCAUUAGAAUCCAUUCUUUUGCACCUUCUUAGUAUUAUCUUGUUAUCAUGGUUAUUAAUCUUGUGGGGGGCGGAAGUGAGCCAGGUUAGGAGAAGGCGACAUGUGACUACGUAGCCUCUCCAUAAGCCGGCCAGCUCCAAAGAUGGCCUCCUUGGGCUGGUCCAGGGCCCCCAGUCAGCAGGGCCCAGGGAGGGAAGAGGAAGCAGGAGGGGGAUUUCUCCAACCUCCCUCUUUGGAGCUUUGCCGUCUGAGCCAUCCCUCAGGGCCCUGCGCUCUUUGAACUUGGAUUUGCCACCCAGAGCCCUGAGACCUGCCCUCCAGCAUCUAACGGACUUGAAUCUACUUGGAACAAAUAUUAAAUCCAGCAUCACUACACCAUAGCCCAGAGUGACAACUAACCCUGACGUUUGGGAGGCGUCCGGUCUUAGAGAGCUCACCGCUCUCUGUUGUCAACUUCACCGUUCAACCUCCUCCACUCCUGUGUGGUGACCCUGUCGGUGUCUGUAUCUGUUAAUAUGUGUGUGUCCGGCUAAAAAGACAAACAGAACCCGCGGGCCAGCUCGGAGGGUGCGUGGAGAAGCCUCCCAACCUCUCCUGAGGGCUGCCCUUGGGAUGGCAUUCCGUCGUGUGCCUUAUUCCUGGAGAAUCUGUAUACGGCCUGCCUAUAGAGAUAUAGCCUUUUCAUGCUCUAUUAAAAGAACUUUUAAAAGCAA
Molecule: messenger RNA, 4765 nt
Organism: Budorcas taxicolor (takin)
Lineage: Eukaryota; Metazoa; Chordata; Mammalia; Artiodactyla; Bovidae
Gene: ZCCHC24
Product: zinc finger CCHC-type containing 24
Exons: 4
Coding region: 29-754 (241 amino acids)
Molecular function (GO): nucleic acid binding; zinc ion binding
Source: RefSeq, a predicted model, not a curated record